Messenger RNA from Cylindrotheca closterium, 945 nucleotides. NCBI's taxonomy places the organism in Eukaryota, Bacillariophyta, Bacillariophyceae, Bacillariales, Bacillariaceae. The record is from the annotation of a GenBank genome assembly.
AUGGGAUUCUUUUAUAAAUUGAAGCAAGAGUUCCGAUUCAGUUGUCAAGAACCACUGACAUACCCCUAUGGCUGCAUCUAUACUUCGAUAGCACAAUUUUUGCUUUUGGUUGCUUGGUCCUUAUCCUUGGUUACAAUCUACAAUUGCUAUUUUAUCAACGCUCGUCCUAUCCCAGAAGAAGAUGAACCUACCCUAAACUUUUUGGGAUAUGGCCUUAUGAACCGAGAAGGUGGUGGUGCUGACAAUAAUGUGUUCAGUAAAUGUGGUCGCUACUCGGAUUUUCAAGCCGAUCAACACAUUGAUGCUGCAUGGGGCUUUGCUACGGCCUUUAACUGGAUGGCAAUGCUCAUUGGUGGUAUGAUCGUUCUCAUCUUAAUGACAACCUGCUGCCUGACAUUUCAUAACAACUACAUCUUCAAACGACUGGCUGGUGUUGUUGCCGUAUGCUUCAUUCUACAAAUCCUUGUCUUUUGCGCCUAUGGGAAUUCGCUAUUGUGUGGAGGAGAGGAUCCAUUGGAGUAUAUCUGCGAGUGGGGAAGUGGUUCCGGGCUAAACUUGGGAGCUUGUGUCUUUUGGCUGUUGGCUGCCUUUAUGAUCUUUUUGUGGCCCGUGGAGGAUGAUCCAGAAGAACCUGCUGAUCCUGAAGUACCAGCGAAGCCAGAAAGGAAGCUCAAGUUGCCGAUGCUAACCAUGGGAGAACCCAAAGCAAAGCCAAAAGAAGAUUUGCCACAAUUGACGAAUGGUCCUUCUCCGAGGAAGAGCAAGUUGCCACAAUUGACGAAUGGUCAAUCCCCCAGGAAGAGCAAUAAUUUGCAAUUGACGAAUGGAGAAGACAAGCCAAAGCGACCGUCUACUUUGAAAAUCACCAACGGGGAACAAACCUUCAAGGUUCCCCAAGGGAACCGGAAGUCGAAUGGAAGACGUUCGAACCGGAACAUGAGCUAA